GUAAAGAAACAAUGGAUUGGGCACGCUCAUGGAAAUCAACUCUCUUCUCACUGCUAGAAGACGUUCCGUCUAGUCUCCGCAAAAUUAUAGCUUCCAUUUCCAUUGAUGGGACUUCUGCUACUACUCUCAUUGUAGACAGCAACACAGGAGAACCGUUAUGGAGACCUUUCCUCUACAAUGAGAGCUGCCCUGAAGCUUUACCAACCGUUAGGUCUAUUGCUCCUGCAAAUCACACGGUCUGCUCUGGUUCGUCUACUCUGUGCAAGCUCGUCUCGUGGUGGGAGAGAGUAGGUUCGCAACGAAAAUCUGCUCUGUUGUUGCAUCAAGCAGAUUGGUUGUUGUGGCUGCUUCAUGGAAAAUUGGGUGUGUCUGAUUACAAUAAUGCUCUGAAGGUAGGAUAUGAUCCUGAGCUUGACGCCUAUCCGUCAUGGCUACUUUCUCAGCCCUAUUCACAACUUCUACCUUCAGUCAGGGCUCCCGGAACUUCAAUUGGUCAUUUGAAAGAGGAUAUUAGAUCACAAUUUGGCUUUCCAAAGGACUGUGUGGUAUGUGCGGGAACUACUGAUAGUAUCGCAGCCUUUCUUGCUGCUCGGGCCUCGCAACCAGGGAAAGCUGUCACCUCUUUGGGUUCAACGCUUGCCAUAAAACUACUGAGCACUACUAGGGUUGAGGAUGCACGUUUCGGGGUAUAUAGUCAUCGCCUCGACGAUAAAUGGCUCGUUGGAGGUGCUUCGAAUACUGGAGGAGCAGUUCUUAGACAAAUUUUCACCGAUGAGCAGUUGGCGAAACUGAGUGAACAAAUUAAUCCAAUGGUACCCUCUCCCCUAGACUAUUAUCCUCUUAAAACGGCUGGUGAGAGAUUCCCGGUGUCGGAUCCAAGCAUGGCUCCAAGGUUAGAUCCACGACCAGAAAGCGAUGUUGAGUUCUUGCAUGGGAUUUUCGAAUCCAUUGCGCGCAUAGAGGCAAAGGGUUACAACUUACUGAAGGAUCUAGGAGCGGCCAAAGUCGAUGAAGUAUUCACGGCUGGAGGUGGCGCGAAAAACGAGAAAUGGACGAGGAUAAGAGAGAGAGUUCUUGGUUUGCCUGUGAGUUGUGCAAGUCAAACGGAGGCUGCUUAUGGAGCUGCUCUAUUGGCAUUGAAGGGUGUUCAACAAAGUCUUAUGUGAGAGCAAAUUAGAUUAAGAAAGUGUUAGUUGCAGCCACAUUUGCCUGUUAUUGUUAGAUACAUAACAAUUUUGUGAACCGAAGAACAAAGAAAAUAAGCAAUAAAGUGAGAGAGAUUAGUUUGGGGAGCUUUCUUUGGUAGUGUGUUUAGUGACAACCUUUUCAAAAAAAAUGUUUCCUACGUUGUCGCUUAGGAGA
Morus notabilis is the source of this 1362-nucleotide messenger RNA. RefSeq names its product xylulose kinase. The record is from RefSeq and is a predicted model, not a curated record. Gene Ontology annotation, biological process: xylulose metabolic process. Gene Ontology annotation, molecular function: D-xylulokinase activity. Lineage: Eukaryota; Viridiplantae; Streptophyta; Magnoliopsida; Rosales; Moraceae. Bases 12 to 1166 code for a protein of 384 amino acids. The transcript is spliced from 7 exons. Gene Ontology annotation, cellular component: cytosol.